AUGGUGGUGCGUGAUGAGAAGGGGCAGUUUGUGGCUGCUGCUGUGGUGCACAUUCCGCAGGCUUUAGUGGUUGGUGACACUGAGGCUUAUGCGGCAAGAGAGGCUACCCUGGUUAAAGACCAUAGUGGGUUUAGUUUUAUGUUCACGCGGCAUCAAGCUAACGAAGUGGCUCAUAGACUUGCUAGGUGUGCUCUUUCUUGUAAGUCUACAAUUGAGUAG
Messenger RNA from Prunus armeniaca (apricot), 219 nucleotides. Lineage: Eukaryota; Viridiplantae; Streptophyta; Magnoliopsida; Rosales; Rosaceae. The record is from the annotation of a GenBank genome assembly.